CUGUGAUUACGCCAGCGAUGGAUCAUCCGAUGUCAAUGCAGCCAGCAAACAUGAUGGGCCCCCUGACACAGCAGAUGAACCACCUUUCGUUGGGUACCACAGGAACGAUUCAGUCCCAAGACAGGAUUAUGAUACUCCACCAGCUGUUGUGUCAGUACAUGACUGCCGCGGCUCCUAUGCAAGGGACCUACAUCCCCCAGUACACGCCUGUGCCUCCGACAGCUGUUUCCAUUGAAGGUGUUGUGGCUGAUACCUCUCCCCAGACAGUGGCACCUUCGUCCCAGGACACGAGUGGUCAGCAGCAGCAGAUAGCAGUGGACACAGCCAGCGAGCAUGCAUCUGCAUAUUCCUACCAACAGUCCAAGUAAGUCCUGGCCGUGCUAAACUCUGUCCCUCCAGAUCUGCCAUCUGGACUUCACCCUCUCAUGUGGCAUCU
Odocoileus virginianus texanus is the source of this 436-nucleotide messenger RNA. NCBI's taxonomy places the organism in Eukaryota, Metazoa, Chordata, Mammalia, Artiodactyla, Cervidae. The record is from RefSeq and is a predicted model, not a curated record.